This is a messenger RNA of Adelges cooleyi (spruce gall adelgid), 1597 nucleotides long. Its product is annotated as kelch-like protein 2. The transcript has 6 exons. Gene Ontology annotation, molecular function: protein binding. Bases 419 to 1114 code for a protein of 231 amino acids. Lineage: Eukaryota; Metazoa; Arthropoda; Insecta; Hemiptera; Adelgidae. The record is from RefSeq and is a predicted model, not a curated record.
ACUAAAACCGCAAUUAUUGUCAAGCAAAAGUCGAUUUGUUGUUAAAAAUUAAGAUUUAUUUUUGUAUUCUCUUAUUUGUGUGAAUUAUAACUAGUUAAAUUCGAUUUAGCGCCAUAGGUGCAGGUAUUUUUUGCCAUUAUUUUUACUACCGGUCCGAUUGGUGAAAAUCUCUGAAUUUUAAUCAUAAUAACUCGGUCGAAUUCUGUGAUAAACACCUAACAUAGUGCGUUUGUUACAAUUUGUGUUACAAUUGAGUUUUGUCUUGCCUGUUAAUAAUUUAUUAUAAGUUUUUAGUAACGGCCUUGGACAGCGGUUUACGGAUCUACGUUGUGUUAGUUAAUCUUACAAUUAGUAAACAAUCAAACACAGAAAAGGUUCACUUGUAAUCUAUACUGUAAUAGGUACAAGCAAAACUAUUAUGGAAGUUAUUAUGCAAGAACGCUUAAAAAAAAUUUACCAAUUUUAUGAGGACAAAGAAUUUUGUGAUGUUACCAUAGUUACUGAUGAAGGCUUAAUAAUAGAAGCACACAGAAAUAUAUUGGCUUCUGCAAGUCAUGUAUUUUAUAAGAUGUUCAGUGGACAGUUUAGAGAAAGAAACGAAAAUGAGAUUCUUAUAAAAGAAAUAGAUUCUGAAAUUUUAGAAUUGGUGGUCAAAUUUGCAUAUACUCGUAAGCUGGAUAUUAAAGAAACCAAUUGCGUGAAACUGUUGAUGGCUGCUGACAUGUAUGGUCUAGAAUAUAUAAAAGAGUUUUGUUUUAUAUACAUUAAAGAAAACAUGAGUCCUACAAAUUGUAUUAGUUUCAUGAAACAUUCCAAACUAAUAUCAGACGAAAAAAUUUACAAUUUUUGUUUGUCAUACUUUUUAAACCAUUUCACUACAAUUGUAAAUUCGCAUCAAGCAUUAGAAACGCUUUAUGACUUUGAUUUUGAUGAUGUUGUCGAGUUUAUUGCACGUGAUGAUUUAGUAAUUGAUAAUGAGGAAAAGAUAUUUGAUUUUAUCACUGGUUGGAUACGCUAUAACCCAGUUGAACGUAAUGACUUGUUACCGGUUCUUAUGAAAUAUUUACGUUUGCCUUUGAUUUGCAAAGAAGGAUUACAACGGAUUUAUAAUUAAUUUUAUUAAGUAUACAAUAGAUUUUUUUACUAAUAAAUAUUAUAAAAUGCAGGUAUUGUUAUCGCAAAAAACGACACACUCGUGUUUGUGAAUAAUAGAGGUCAACUUCAUUGUGAAAGAUAUGACAGAGAAAAAAAUCAAUGGCAAUUGGUUGAAAGAGCAGGAAAGUACUUAUCAGACCUAACAAGUCAUUUGGUUACUUUUAAUGAUAUUACUCUUAAAUCCUAUGGUAUUCAAUUAUAAUACUACUUUUUUUCAAUAAUACCUUUUAGUGAAUUCAAUUUAGUCUUGAAAUUAUUUACACAUUUUGUCGUUGACGAUUUAUUCGUUUUAGUUAAUAACUUCAUUGUAAACUAUAUUACACUAAGUUUUAAUUAUAAAUUAACUAGAAGGUACAAAAUAAAGUUAUGAAAAAUCUUAUUAUAGUAAUUACGAUUUGUGUAAAUAUGGCCUAUAAUUAAAUUGUAUCCGUCGACAAAAAUC